AUCAUAGCCAAUAAUCCAAUACCUCCCCCCAACGUGCAACCAAUUACCAAAUUUAAACCACACAGAUAUAAAUCACUCUAAUCAUCAUCAGCAUUUAAUACUAAGCCCUUCAUAAUCACUAAUCUGCUCCUUCACAACCCCCCACCUCCUUCUUCAUCUCGAUUCCGUUAUGUUCACUUGCAUUUCCGAAAAUGAAAGGAGUUUCAUCCGCAGUAAAAAUCAGCCACUUAAUCGGCGUUUGCUUAUCUGAUACCUCAACAGAUCACUCCCUUUUUCGCUGAUUUCUUAUCCAACUCUCCGGGAAUUCAGCAUUUUCUUGGCCAAAUAGAGAAAUUUCUGUAGAAAUCUUUGAUCUGAGCAGCCAGCUUGUUCUGAUUCUUGAGAGUGUGAUCAAAUGGAGGAAGAAAACCAAGAACCAAAAUUCUUCUGCAAGUUCUGCAACAAAGCUUGCUUCACUGGGAAGUCAUUGGGAGGUCACAUGCGUGGCCAUCUCGGCUUGAUUGCAGCUGCCAAAAAGCAGAAGCACAAAUCUGAAGCUUCUCGGAAGAACCACUUUCUUGCCAAGAAUCAAGAAAUUUCCAAGAACACCGGUUCACCUGCUUCUUCUUCGAAGAAAAAGAAGAUUCUUUGCAAGAAAUGCGGGAAAAGGUUCUCUUCGGUGAAAGGUCUGUCUGGUCAUCUGAAGUGCCAUUCAAGAAAACAGGGGGAAGAAGAGGAAGAAGAUGAAGAUCAUCGCCAUACCUGCAGGAAAUGUGACAGAGAUUUCGAUUCGAUUAGGGCUCUGUACGGUCACAUGAAGAUUCACUCCAAAAGACCCAAGGAAGAAGAGUAUGUGCAUAGCUUACCAAACACGGCCAUCACUCUGUGUCCUGUUCGUAAGAAACGGUCAAUCAUAAAGUACAACAAACCCACACUCUGUGAAAUUGAUGACGUCCAAGAGGCUGCUAUGAGCUUGUUGAUGCUUUCCAUGGGGGCGGGGACCUGGGCUGAGUAUCUUUCUGCAAAAGAAGAAUUUCCUAUUCGCAAUGCAGAAAUGCUAAACAGUGAUUAUGGUGAUGCUGAUGAAGACGACUGCGAUUCUGAGGAAAACCUACCUGAGCAGAUCAAUAAUCUUGAAAAAGGUGAAGCUUUUUUUGAACCUGCAAAAUUCGAAGUGAUGAAAAUCAGCAAAGAUUAUGUGUGUCCAAUAUGCUUCAAGGUUUUCCAAUCAGGGCAAGCUUUGGGUGGUCACAAGAGGGCACAUUAUACUGCAGUCAACACUACUGAAGAAAUCAAGGUCAAAAGGGAGUUGAACUUUUCUGAUGAUAUUCACAACAGUCUUGAUCUGAAUCUCCUCCCACCUGUAAAUGGAGAAGCAUCCAUGGUGGAAAGGGUGUGGUGUCUUGGGAAUGAGCUGCUGAUCUCAACUAGUAAUCUCCAGUUUUAGAAUCAUACACAGAUUUUAAGGUUUCAUAACUGUACAUAAUAAUCUGAUUUCUUUCUGUUUUCACCUCUCUCAUUCUGUACAUCUAUGGUAGCUCUUCAUCACAAUGCCUUAUAAGCAAAUGUACAGUUUAGGCUGCCUUUAGUUUCUGCUGUGAUUCAUUGUCAUGUUCUUGCUGGAUAUGGUCAAACUGGUUCUGUAAGUUUCUGCGCAUAUGGUAAGCAAUUUUCCCUUUUUGGAGCAACAUGAAUUCAUUUUUAUGAAGCCUAC
Messenger RNA from Cuscuta europaea, 1693 nucleotides. Lineage: Eukaryota; Viridiplantae; Streptophyta; Magnoliopsida; Solanales; Convolvulaceae. The record is from the annotation of a GenBank genome assembly.